AUGUGCCCGACCGGGCCCGGCCCGGCCCUGCCCUGCCGCCGGCGGCCGCUGGGGGCUCCCGCCGCCGCGGCGCGGCCCGCCAUUGUCGGGGGCAUGGAGGGCGAGAGCACGUCGGCCCUGCUCUCGGGCUUCGUCUUCGGCGCCCUCGCCUUCCAGCACCUCAGCACCGACUCGGACACGGAAGGUUUUCUCCUUGGAGAUGUGAAAGGCGAAGCCAAGAACAGCAUUACUGACUCACAAAUGGAUGAUGUUGAAGUUGUUUAUACAAUCGAUAUACAAAAGCAUAUUCCAUGCUACCAGUUGUUCAGCUUUUAUAAUUCUGCAGGAGAACUGAAUGAACUUGCCCUGAAGAAAAUACUAUCGGGCUGUAAGAAGAAUGUAAUAGGAUGGUACAAAUUCAGACGUAACACGGACCAGACUAUGACAUUCCGGGAAAGACUUCUUCAUAAGAAUUUACAGUCACAUCUAUCAAAUCAGGGCCUUGUAUUCCUUUUAUUAACCUCUAGCGUGAUGACAGAAAGCUGUUCUACUUACAGACUGGAACAUGCCUUACAUCGUCCACAAGAAGGUCUUUUCCAGAAAGUUCCUUUGGUGGUUACCAACUUGGGUAUGGCAGAACAGCAAGGUUACAGAACAGUGUCUGGUUCCUGUAUAUCUUCUGGCUUUGUGAGAGCAGUAAGACAACACAGGUCAGAAUUCUUUUACGAAGAUGGAUCCUUACAAGAGGUUCAUAAGAUAAAUAAGAUGUAUGCCACCUUGCAGGAGGAACUGAAGAAAAUAUGCUCUACAGUCGAAGCCAGUGAACGAUCUGUAGAGAAACUUUUAGCAGAAGUGAGCCAAUUAAAAGAAGAAGUAAAGAGGAAAAAGCAGCAAAGUUGUUUAGGAGAAAACAGAAACUACCCAGAAGAACCAAAGGAGAACGUUCUCCUUUGUCAGGCACUGCAAACAUUUUUCCCCAAUUCUGGACUUCAGGCAUGCAUUGUUUCCUUUAAAGGCCAACAGAUAUCCAAGAACUGCUGUAACAUUGACCAUAAUAUUAACGUCAUGGACAAACUGACUCUCAUGGUAGAGGAAAGAGACUUCACUGAAGCUGAAACAAGACACCUAACCAAGCGGAAAGUCAGAGGGACCACAACAGGAUCAAAGUCAUUCAAGAAAUCCAGAUCGCUGCAACUUCACCAAAAAUUACUUCGAGACCAAGAGGACAGUGACCAGGAAAGGAAGAUUAUGCUGAGUAGCACUGAAACAGAUGAGGACGUGUUGGAAAAAAUUACAGACACAAAUGAAUACCCACAAUCUCCUACUUUCUGAUCUGUCAAUGAUUUAUCCAGGUGACUUUGCACCUAAAGCUACUGACAGGAUAUUCAAGGGACAUAUCAAUUUAUAGUACUGCAGGGAUUAAAAAACCAGUGCAUUUUUGCAGGACAUACAGAGAUGACAUUCCCUUGUUUUGCCUUCCAGAGUUAAAUCUGUAUUCACUCUCAGGGUUUAAAGACAAUGCUAUAUAACCCUGUCGCAUACUGCCUUGGAGUAAGACAACUUCAAGCUGCUGUUGAAGCAGUACUACCCUUCCCUCAGCAGACGAUGCAGGGAGAGUCAAAUGAAUACAGGUAUCACGCUUAACAGAACAAGCUGUCUACAUAACUUGUCACAAUUUAAAUGCUUUCAUUUAUCCUUAGCUAUCUACUACUUGUUUAUUUUCUCCCCCUUCCAAUCCAUCAAGGGAAAAACCGCCACCUGAACUUUAUCAAGACCUGUGAGUGGAGGAAGUGGUCCACACAGGUGCCAAUUUCUGCUGUUGCUUUUGUAUUUCGUACUUCCUUCGGACAAUUUUAGAGACUUGACACUUCAUAAAAAAGCAUCUGACAUCCACCCUUCAGUCAGUGAUGCAUUAUGCUAGCCAACCACAUUUCCAGUAAAC
This is a messenger RNA of Chroicocephalus ridibundus (black-headed gull), 1921 nucleotides long. RefSeq names its product abraxas 1, BRCA1 A complex subunit (gene ABRAXAS1). Gene Ontology annotation, cellular component: nucleus. The record is from RefSeq and is a predicted model, not a curated record. Gene Ontology annotation, molecular function: microtubule binding; polyubiquitin modification-dependent protein binding. Lineage: Eukaryota; Metazoa; Chordata; Aves; Charadriiformes; Laridae. The transcript is spliced from 9 exons. The coding region runs from base 1 to 1311 and encodes 436 amino acids. Gene Ontology annotation, biological process: protein K63-linked deubiquitination; attachment of spindle microtubules to kinetochore; mitotic spindle assembly.